AUGCGUAUCAAGUGGGCGGACCAGAAAGUUCAUGAUUGGUCCUCUGACUGCACCGUGUGCGUCUGGUGUUUGGAAGGUUUUAACCUCCUGAAUACCAUCAGUUUAACCUCGGCUAUCUGCCACAUCGGGGUGUCUUGUGACUCGACCUUUCUGCUAGUGGCUUGCGAGGACAACUCAGUACACGUGCGAUCUUUGACCACAGGUUCGGACGUCCACUGUCUACUUGGCCAUCACGGAAAAGUGACCAGUUUAUGCUUUGCCAGAGAUAACUGCCGUUGUGUGGUCGGUUGCCAUGAUGGUAAAAUCUAUAUUUAUGAUAUUCAUUCAGCCAAGUUGUUGCAGACUUUGGGAGGACAUUCGGAUGCAGUCGUUAGUCUACAGACACAGCAACAGGACACAUUUCUCAUCAGUGCUGGAGGCAGUAAAAUUCUGGUGUGGAAUUUUUACUCCAAGAGAAACGAAGGAACUCGUGCAAAGACGUGUAAAGUUAACACCCAUAGAGACGUAGUAACUUGUGUAGCAGUGUCACGUGAUGGUAACCUCGCCGUCUCGGGUUCUAAGGACCACUUAGUAAAGGCGUGGCAUCUUUCUUCUGGAGAGACACACACGACACUUGAAGGUCAUUCUGGUCCAAUUACCUGCGUGGCCUUUGCUCCCAACGGUUUAUUUGUUGUAUCGGGGUCAGAGGACAUGACCCUCCGAGUCUGGGGUUUAACUCUUGGCCUAAUAGUCUCUACGUUUAAG
This is a messenger RNA of Limulus polyphemus (Atlantic horseshoe crab), 744 nucleotides long. RefSeq names its product probable serine/threonine-protein kinase PkwA. Gene Ontology annotation, molecular function: protein binding. Lineage: Eukaryota; Metazoa; Arthropoda; Merostomata; Xiphosura; Limulidae. The annotation marks the transcript as partial. The transcript has 4 exons. The record is from RefSeq and is a predicted model, not a curated record.